Messenger RNA from Helianthus annuus (common sunflower), 489 nucleotides. Its product is annotated as TMV resistance protein N-like. The transcript has a single exon. The coding region runs from base 1 to 489 and encodes 162 amino acids. The record is from RefSeq and is a predicted model, not a curated record. Gene Ontology annotation, biological process: signal transduction. Lineage: Eukaryota; Viridiplantae; Streptophyta; Magnoliopsida; Asterales; Asteraceae.
AUGGCAUCUAGUUCAGGAACAGUUCCAUCCAUUCAAAAGAACUUCAAGUAUGAUGUAUUUUUGAGCUUCAGAGGUGAAGACACCCGUAAGACCUUCGUUGAUCAUCUCUAUCAUGCCCUUCACCAUAAAGGCAUUAUAACUUACAAAGACGAUGAAAGAAUGGAGGAAGGGAGAAACAUCAGUGAUGAACUCAUCAGAUCAAUCGAAGAUUCGAAGUUUCAUAUCAUUGUUUUCUCAAAGAACUAUGCGUCUUCAUCAUGGUGCUUAAACGAGCUCGUAAAGAUCAUGGAAUGCCAUAAUACGGUUGAUCAGACAGCUUACCCCCUCUUCUAUGAUGUGGAACCCACCGAGGUCCGCAAACAAAGUGGGGCAGUUGGAAAAGCGUUUGCCAAACAUGAAAAGGAAGAGGCUGCUGAGAGAUGGAGAAAUGCUUUGUCAGAAGCAGCCGGUCUGGCUGGGUGGGAGUUGAAGACCACUUUUGAUGGGUAA